UACAGUAUAUAUUAAGCCUGUGAUGCCACCCCACAGCGACUGGCAUCCCGGAGCUGCUCAUCACACCCAUCCUGGUUCACUAUGGCAACUGAUCACCAGAACCCUGCAACCAAGCAAAAGCAACCAGUGGCCAGUGCAUUCAAGUUGGUAAUCUACGAGCAGGAAAACUUCCAAGGCCGCUGUCAUGAGCUGACUGGGCCCUGUAACAACCUCCAAGAGGCGGGCAUGGAGAAAGUGGGCUCAAUACUGGUUCUGUGUGGACCGUGGGUGGGAUAUGAGCAGCCCGGCUGUAAAGGGGAACAGUAUGUGUUCGAGAAGGGUGAGUAUCCUCGCUGGGAUGCCUGGACCAACAGCAGACGCAGUGACUGCAUCUUCGCCUUCCGCCCCAUUAAAGUGGACAGCCAGGAACACAAGAUCAUGCUGUAUGAGAACCCAAGCUUCGCUGGGAAGAAGAUUGAGAUCAUAGAUGAUGACGUCCCCAGCUUCCAUGCUCAUGGAUACCAUGAGAAAGUCUCAUCAGUUCGUGUGCAGAGUGGCACCUGGGUGGGUUAUCAGUACCCAGGAUACAGAGGCUAUCAGUACUUGUUCGAGAAAGGAGAGUAUAAGGAGUGUUCUGAGUUCGGGGCUGUGCUGCCACAGAUUCAAUCCGUGAGGCGCAUUCGUGACAUGCAAUGGCACCAAAGAGGGGCUUUCCACGCCUCUAACUAAUCGAUCAGCACAUCACCCUUCAGCUUCUGACACUUUUACCCUACUCUUCAUCUCUGAAUGCUGAUCUUUCAUGCCUCUUUCAGCUGUGUCAGUGAUUUCAUUUGCUACUGCAGAGUAAUAAAUAACUGAUUUUGCGUUA
Misgurnus anguillicaudatus (oriental weatherfish) is the source of this 847-nucleotide messenger RNA. RefSeq names its product crystallin, beta B2 (gene crybb2). Lineage: Eukaryota; Metazoa; Chordata; Actinopteri; Cypriniformes; Cobitidae. Gene Ontology annotation, biological process: lens development in camera-type eye; visual perception. The record is from RefSeq and is a predicted model, not a curated record. Gene Ontology annotation, molecular function: structural constituent of eye lens.